CCAACACUGCACUGACUGCGAGCUGUCAAAACAAAUCGCAUCCCGGUCUUAAAAACAACACGUGCGUUUCGUGAGCAACGUUUCUGCUGAAUUUUGUUAAUUUUUGUAAGAAAUACGUUAAAUAUUAGUGGGUUUUCGUUGCACAACGAUAAUACAAGGGGUCAGCAAGAUGAAGUUGAAGGGCAGCAAGAAACAAAAGGCGGACCUGCAGAGCAUGUCGCUGGACAAUUUUCUGGAUAACAUGGACGCGGACCUGAGCGGAGGCGAAGAUGAGACCGCAGAGCUGGCGCCUCCACCGAAGAAGAAAAAACUGAAGCUGGACAAGGCGGAGCCGAAACAACCGAAGAAAAACGAGAAGCAGCCUGUAGAGGAAAAAAAUUUGGAGAAACCAUCAAAAGUGGAGAAACGAAAAGCGAAGAAAGGGAAGGCGGCGGAACCGGAAGAUGUGGCAGCAAAUGUGGAGAAAGGCGGUGGCCAAAAAGAUGUAGCCAAAGAGCACCAGGCAGCGCUGGACAAGUUGCAAAAGACCGAUCCGGAGUUGUAUGAGUUUUUGAAGAAAAAUGACAAAAAGCUGUUGAGGUUCGGGAAGAUGGCUGGAAGUGAUAAUGAGGAAGGCGAGGACGAGGAUGAUGAUGAUGAUGAUGAUGAGGAGGUAAACUUGGACGAUUUGAGUGAUGACGAGGAAGGAGACGGAGAAGGGGCGGUUCAUAAAUUGCCGGAAAAGUUAGAAGUUGCCAGCGAUGAGAGCGAUUACGAAGAGGAAGAAGAUGAUGACGAGGGCGAAGAGGAGCAGGAAGUUACGCCAGGAGUUCAGAAAAAGAUUACUUUAAAAAUGCUUAAAAAGUGGACGGAUGAUUUGACCACGACACCUUUGAAAAAGGUGGAUACUAUCAGAACAGUAUGCAAGGCAUUCAAUUCUGCGUUGGUGACGGUGACUGGAGAAACUAAUGUUAUUCCUGCGUAUAAGGCCGAAGGUCCAGCGAUUUUUAACGGCGUUGUGCAGCUAUGUGUGCUUCACCUUGGAAAUGCUGUUAAGAGCUAUCUAGGAUUGACGGGAUCAAAAGGAGUCAAAACUCUGAAGAAAAACAAAAAGUUCUCGAAGUUGCAAUCAUGUUUGAGGAUGUACUUCGUUGAUUUGACCAAUUUGUUGGAAAAUGUCUCUUCCAAUCACAUUAUGAAUGUACUUUUGAAGCAUUUGCAUCAAUUCAGCUCCUUUCUGGUGUGCUAUUCUUCUAUCACCAAACCAAUUCUGAAACGAUUGAUCGUCAUCUGGAGCACUUCCGAGGAAGAAUCAGUUCGAGUGUUGGCGUUCCUUUGCAUUUUGAAGAUUACCUGUGGUCAACAGCGUCGGUUCCUGAGCGAUGUCUUGAAGAACAUGUACCUGGCGUACGUGAAGAACAGCAAAUUUGUUAGCCCGAACACACUUCCAGGAAUCAAUUUCAUGCGACGAUCACUCACGGAAAUGUUCACCCUGGAUAUGACUGUUUCCUAUCAGCACGUUUUCCUCUACAUUCGCCAGCUUGCGAUCCAUCUGCGUAAUGCGGUAAUCCUACAGAAGAAAGACAGUUUCCAAUACAUCUACAACUGGCAAUACAUCAAUUCUUUAAAACUGUGGGCAGAUGUCCUAGCGGUGGCCUACAACAAGAAGGAACUGGAACCUCUGGUUUAUCCACUGGUAAGCAUCAUCACCGGGGUGAUCAAGUUAAUCCCCUCGGCACAAUACUUCCCUCUUCGAUUCCAUUGCUGCCGGAUGCUGCUGGACCUCUCAGCAAAAACCAGAGUCUUCAUCCCGGUUCUUCCGUUCAUCAUCGAAGUGCUCAAUUCUAACAGUUUCAACGAAGAACACAAGAAGCUUUCAAUGAAACCGGUAAAUCUGACUUGCCUUCUCCGCUUUGCCCCAGCCAACAUCCAAGAGAACGCCUACAAGGAUGCAGUACUCGAUCAAAUCUACGAACUCUCUCUGGAGUACCUCGCGCACGAAUCCGCCUCUAUCUGCUUUCCGGACAUGGUGGUUCCGGUUGUUUCCGCUUUCCGAUCUUUUUGCAAGUCCACCAAAGUGUACAAAUAUUCCAGAAAAAUCAAACUUCUCAGCGACAAGAUCGUUGAGAAUGCUGCCUUCAUUGAAAAGGAACGCAAAGUGCUCCCGUUCCGACUGAAGGAUAUUGCCGAUAUUCAAAGCUGGGAAGCUACCCGCAAGGCCAAGGGUACCCCGCUGCUGACCUUCUACGAGAGCUUCGCGAAAGAAAACGAAAAGAUUAAACGGCGGCAGGCAACCCAAUCGGAGAAUAUCAGCGACUACAAUCUACCGACCAUCAAGAAACCAGACCAGAAGAAGCAGAAAGCACCCAGGGAAGGACCGGUGGAGCUGUUCCCCUCCGACGAUGAGGAAGACGACGAUUCCGGAAAUGGACCUGAACUGGACGAUUCGAUGGAGGAGGACGAACAGCAGCAGGUUUCCAAGCAGAAGGGCAAGAAGGAUAAGAAGAAGAAGCUGAAGAAGGUCGAUGGUGGCGAAGACAAGAAGAAGAAAAAGAAGCAGAAGAAAUCGAAGGUAGGUGCUGGGGAAGCGGAAUAUCCGCUGGAAAAGAGCGUCGACGGUGAACAAGUAGACAUUUUGAAGGAUUUGACCUUGGACGAUUGGGAGUGAUUGUCGUCGAUGUGAAUGGUAUGUAUGUGUAUGUUUCUUUUUGCCUAAAUAAAUGUUUAUCUUUAAACAGAA
Molecule: messenger RNA, 2719 nt
Organism: Aedes albopictus (Asian tiger mosquito)
Lineage: Eukaryota; Metazoa; Arthropoda; Insecta; Diptera; Culicidae
Gene: Noc2
Product: nucleolar complex protein 2 homolog
Exons: 2
Coding region: 170-2647 (825 amino acids)
Biological process (GO): ribosomal large subunit biogenesis; negative regulation of transcription by RNA polymerase II
Cellular component (GO): nucleoplasm; Noc2p-Noc3p complex; nucleolus
Molecular function (GO): transcription corepressor activity; histone binding
Source: RefSeq, a predicted model, not a curated record